AAACGCGCGGUCGUCUGACAGUCGAUCGAAAGAAGCGCGGCAACGCGCAAGUGUGGUGCGGGUUUUGACACUUUAUUUUUUUUAAACCAUAGUGCAAGUGAGACAGACAUUCGGAUACCAUGAGGCUGACUUUUUGGGUCACAGCCUUGGCUGUACUCAGCGUGACAUGGGCCAAAAAUACAACAUCAAACGCAAAACCGAAAAGACAACUUGACAACAUUCGAUCACCUCAAAAUUUACAGUACUCCUUAGUCCUUCCUCACUCAAGAGUUACCAGUUUUAGGUCACUUAACAACAAUAAUAGAAGAAUAUCCCAUGGACCUCAAGGCAGAUCCGCUAAAUUGCCACCUUAUGCCGUUCAGAUGGAGCCAGUAGUUCAGUAUUCUCAAAAAGACCCUCUUUAUGAUCCUACCCUUGAAAAUGUCGAUGAUGAUUUGAACAGAAAUGAACUGUACGCUCAACCGAAAAUUAUCAGUGGUGGAGAUCAAUCUGGUGAGGGUUUGUAUGGGCCGCCAUAUGGCUCUUUGCCUACAGCUCCGUUGUAUAGCCAUGAGCCACAGCAGCACUACUACGAAGCUCCAGAACCUAUUAUUGAGAUUAUCAUCAAAGAAUCGAACGAAACAUUACCAGCGCCACCGCCAACGCCUAUUGUUAAAAAGAAAAAAGAACCUGUGCAAGUGUUCUAUGUAAAAUACAGUAAAGAUCCUCAUGCUCAUGAUAAAGUAGUAUAUGAUAAACCAGUACCGGCAAUCACGCCGCCGUCUAAUAUUGAAGAUGAACACGAACAUCAUGAAGAGUACGUUACUGUUACUCCUGAACCUUACUACAUUCAGCCACAGACUACUACCUUGAGAGCGAUUAUAAAGCCUGACUCUGAAGUCUAUCACAGCGAGAGCAGUGUAAAAGUAACUUUUGGUAAUGAGGGUCAUGGUAAUCAUGGCCAUUACAGUGACAGACGUGAGAGCAAUGGAAAUAACGAAGACCAUGAAGAAACCGCACCAAGGCCUGCAAUCGCAUACCCUCAACAACAAAUUCAUCAAUCGCAAGAACGAACUGCUCAACCGAAUAACCACUUUCACGAAACUGUCCAAAGACCUCCAUCAAAUCCAGGGCCACAAGUAUAUAGGCCUGUGCAACCAACUCAACAUGCCCAAAGCAGAAUUCAGUUCCAACCACCAUAUUUGGCCAAUGAGCAGCAGUUACCAAGACAAGGACCAUCAAUUGCACCGUUUAGAGGUCAAGUUGCUCGCCAAAAUCCGUUCCCGACACAGUUAGGACCUCUUUCUAAUUUCCCAGGGCCGGUUGCUAAUUUUGGAAACAGUAUCCCAACUGUGGCUGGACCUGCCCCUACCUUUGGGCCUCCUCAAUCGAGACCCAACAACGGCGCUCCAUCAUUCCAUCCCCGACCGCAUAGCCAACCCCCCUUCGCACCAAGACCACCUAAUUUCAAUGGACCUCCUAGACCAACCUUCCAUUCUGGACCACAAAGACCAUUCCAUCAACCACCCCAACAGCCAUUCUUUGACGAGGCCAAAUAUUUACAAGAAAACUAUCACACCAUUACUACCGAAGAUGUUGAAUCUCCCAAAGAUCAGCAAUUAAACAUACCAACGACCGGCUUUAAUUUCCUGCCUAAACCAACGCCCACAGCACCCCAAUUCCAAGACAAACUCAGACCCCAACCUGCCAUACCUACUACCCAAUUGCUACCACAACAACGACCUCCUCAGCAGUUUGUCGAUACUACUCAAAACAGACCCUCAUUCGCUAUUUCUCCAGGCCGUCCUUCUUUCUUCAACCUAAAACCAGCCCCACCCCAUAUUGAAGAAAAUCGAAUCCCAUUCCAGCAUGGACCUCCACAGCAACAAUUUAGUUUCCACCAAGGACUACAGUCACUGUCUAGACCACAGUUACCUUUACAAAACACUCCGAAUAGAUUCUUAGGCCCAUUAGCUGCUUCACCUUCACCACAGAUUAUACCACAGACUCAAUUCUUACCCCAACCAUCUUCCCCUCCUCAGUUCAAUUUCCGGCCACAGCCAUCUCCUGCCCCCGAACGUAAUCAAUUCCAACAGACUGGACCUCAAUUCCAGAAGUUUAACAAUCCUUCAGAAAGACCUAUUGGCCAAAAUAACUUCCACGAUCAAGCUAAUCUACAGCAUCAACAAAACGUUGGUCAGUUCGUGCCUAAUGGAGGAGAAUUAGUAGCAGCCAUACCUAAAUAUGAGCAACAUAUUACCAUAAGUGGUCCUUCCAGUCAGGCGGACUACAGUGGUCUCAGUCAGCAGAGCCAAUCUAGCUCAUCGAUAAAUCAGGCUGAGCAACAAUACCGUCAACAGCAAGAGCAAAUAAGACAGCAGGAACAGCAAAAGAAUGAACUGCAAAGGCAACAUGAACAAAAAAGGCAUCAGGAACAACAGAGACACCAGGAUCAACAGAGACAACACGAGCAACAGAGACAACAAGACCAACAGAGACAACAACAUCAGCAAGAACAGAGACAACAGGAACAACAAAGAUACCAGGAGCAAAACAGGCAGCAGGAACAACAACAGCAUCAGGAGCAACAGCGUCAGCAAUAUAACUUUGACAUCGAACAAGAACAAGUAAGGCAACAACUUGCUCAAAAUGUGCAGAAGCAACAGGAAGAGAUACAAAGAUUGCAAUCUCAAUUGCUGCAAGCUCAACAACAACAACAGCAGCAACAGCUACAGCAACAACAAGAUGCUAAUCAAUUCGAGCUCAACUAUAGACAGCUUCAAAAUAAUUACAACCAGCAACAAGUACAGAGUACAUCUCCUAAACCUCAAUACAAUCAGGAGAGGUCAAGACCAGUGAGCUACCAACCCACGUACCCUACAAGUACUGCGUCUCCACCGUACUACCAAUCUACAUCUCGUACAGUUGAGAUCAAGCCUACGACACAAAAAUAUGUAUCGUCUACCAUAAACUCAAUAAAUCCAACACCUGAAUCAAAGAAAGAAGCUAAAAAGCAGAAAAAGCCAGCUUUCGAAUUGCCAGAUGAAGUCCCAGAUGACCUUAGACAGCAGCUCCUAUCAUCCGGAAUUUUAGAUAACGCUGAUAUUAGUAUCUUGGAUUAUGACAAAGUUGGUGAAACUCCAUUAGAAUCCUUACCACCAGACCAGCUAGCUAAUUUCUUCAGUGCUGGUGGUGGCCAACAGAUUGCUGCUAGUGAAUCAAGGCCCAUUGUUGUGUCACCUAAUGGAGAAAGAAUUCAGUCUAGGAUUGAUGAUGAAAGUGAAGAUGAUGACCAAGAAAUUGCUGCAUCUGAAAAUAUUGCUCAGUAUGAAGUUCCGCCACCAAAAAAAUACAAACAGUCUGUUGAAAUGAAGGUGGUUCAUUUUGAUCCUCAAACUAAGGAAGGACAGAAACUUGCCAAGGAUUACGUGAAGGAAGAUGCAACAAGACUUGAACCGGUUGCUCUCAAUGAUAAGAAGUACAACCGCUAUUUGCCUUUGAAAGUGAGUGGCAAUCAAUUCCCUCUGCCUGAUAUUCUAAAAGGCAGAAAGGUAACAUCGGUGGUUGUAUUAGCCCCAGUAGAAACUGAACUUUUAAAUGGUGAUCACCAAAGAACAGAAAGAGCUGCUACCACUAACUUAAAGGGCAUUAAAUUUAUUGCUGGAGAUAGUCUCCAAGACUUGCUGAAGAAACCAACGAGAGAGAAUUAUGAAAAAUGGCUGAGAACUGAAAAAAGCACUGCUGCUGAUUUACAGUCUGUCGUUCUUCUAGUUACUGGAUCCAAUGAUGAAGAAGAUCAAUCGGCAAACAAAGAAAUCUACAUGUACGACAUUGCGUCAGGCAGCGUGAACAAACUAGAUGGAGAGCUAUCAAACGCGUUCGUAGAAGCAGCAGAAAACAAUGCUUUGAGUAAAGAUUUCGAAAAAAUCGCCAUAGAGGGGGAAGGAACUCCUGAGAGCUUCGACAAAAGUGAAGACGAAAUAGUUGGAGAAGGUUCGGAGAAUGUGCCAUUACUAAUAGAUAUAUCUGGUCUGAGUUUAGAUCAGGAAAACAACCAUCAAGUAUCGAUAUCAUCAGGAUACAGUAAAACGAAACUGGGCAGAUCAUUACGGAAACACUGACAUGAAUGUGAGACGUCCGCAAGGCGUUAUUAUAAUUUAACCUUGUAAAUAGCCUAGGUUUAGUGAAUUUCUAAAUUAAAACUGCGUGAUGAGUAUUUUAGUUGAGCUAUUACGAAAGUGAUAUCUGGUUGUACAAUAUAAUGUACGUUAUUUUUAUAAA
Molecule: messenger RNA, 4260 nt
Organism: Plutella xylostella (diamondback moth)
Lineage: Eukaryota; Metazoa; Arthropoda; Insecta; Lepidoptera; Plutellidae
Source: RefSeq, a predicted model, not a curated record